AUGACAUCAUCACCAGAAAAUUUACUUGUAUGUUCUACAGCGGGAGAAGUAUUUGCUAUCAACAAAACAGACGGUACACGAGUGUGGAACUCUAAGCUCUCCGGUGUAGGAUACGGUGUUGGAGCAUUAUUCGUCUUUGAUAAUAAAGUCUAUGUCGGGAUGAAUGGCCAUUUAAUCGCCCUGAACUUGGCUGAUGGAGCAGUGAUCUGGAAUAACCCGCUAUCAACAAUGUGGUGGAGCGAACCUCAAGGUUCUGUUGUUUUAGUCGGUUCUUUCGGAAAAGUAUGUGGAAUAGACCCUGAAUUAGGAGGGACACUUUGGAAAAACGAGUUGAAGGGUGCCGGUUAUGAAUUGCCUUGCCUUAUGUUAGAUUCAUCAGCUCCUGAUGCAGUUCUGGUCGGAUGUGGUAAAAGACUAUAUAAAAUUAAUAUUUAUGAUGGACAAACUAUCUGGAAACAUAAAUUAUCUAAAGCCAUAUUUGCACCUGCUUGUGUCACGAUGGCUACCCAACAAAGUAGUUUACAGGCUGCGUUUACAUACACAGGAUUUAACAACAACCCUGUUGCUCAGCAACAUAGAAGGCAUGAACGAGAGAAGAAUUCGGGCGAUUAA
Messenger RNA from Funneliformis mosseae, 612 nucleotides. NCBI's taxonomy places the organism in Eukaryota, Fungi, Glomeromycota, Glomeromycetes, Glomerales, Glomeraceae. The record is from the annotation of a GenBank genome assembly.